Molecule: messenger RNA, 912 nt
Organism: Lymnaea stagnalis (great pond snail)
Lineage: Eukaryota; Metazoa; Mollusca; Gastropoda; Lymnaeidae
Source: the annotation of a GenBank genome assembly
AAUUUUGGUUUUAUAUUAGGAAUUUCAAUAGUAAUACAAGUUUUAAGAGGAUUUUUAUUAUCUUUGUAUUACAAUGAUUCUGUAAAUUAUGCUUUUUAUUCUGUUACUUAUUUAAUACUAGAAGUAGAAAAUGGUUAUGAGUUUCGUUUUAUUCAUUCAAGAGGAGCUAGUUUAUUAUUUUUUUUAAUUUUUAUUCAUAUAGGACGUGGGAUUUGAUAUAAGUCUUAUUAUAUGUUGGAAGUUUGAGAGUCUGGGGUUGUUAUUUUUUUAAUUUUAAUAAUAGUAUCAUUUUUGGGGUAUGUUUUACCUUGAGGUCAAAUAUCUUUUUGAGCAGCAACUGUUAUUACUAAUUUGUUGUAUGUAAUUCCUUAUGUAGGGGGAGAUAUUUUAGAGUGAGUGUGAGGAGGUUUUAGAGUAGGGGCUCCUACUUUAUCUCGUUUUUUUAUUUUACAUUAUAUUUUUCCUUUUGUUAUUUUAGUAUUAAGAUUAGUGCAUUUAAUUUUUCUUCAUAUUAAUGGAAGAAGUAAUUCAUUAGGUGUUACGUCAAUAAAUGAUAAAGUUGAAUUUCAUUGAUUUUAUUUAUUAAAAGAUUUAGUUUCUUUUUUAAUUUUAAUAUUAUUUUUUAGAUUGUUAUUGUUAUUAUUACCUUUUAUGUUUAUAGAUUCUGAAAAUUUUUUAUUUGUGGAUAUUAUAAAAACACCUGAGCAUAUUAAACCUGAAUGGUAUUUUUUAUUUGCUUAUUGUAUUUUACGUAGGGUUCCUAAUAAGUUAGGGGGAGUAAUUGGAUUAGUUACAAGAAUUAUUAUUCUUAUAUUAUUACCUCUUAUGACUAAAAAUUAUUAUAAAUUUAAUGAUUUAUUAGGAAAUUAUAUUGUUGUAUUUCAUUUUGUAGUUUUUUUUAUAUUAACUUGA